Molecule: messenger RNA, 558 nt
Organism: Saimiri boliviensis boliviensis (Bolivian squirrel monkey)
Lineage: Eukaryota; Metazoa; Chordata; Mammalia; Primates; Cebidae
Source: RefSeq, a predicted model, not a curated record
UAUGGCAUUCAGAGAGUGGAGGCCAUGCUGCAUACCCUGGAAAGAAACAAUUCAGACCCCACACUCUUGCCCAACAUCACACUGGGCUGCGAGAUAAGGGAUUCCUGCUGGCAUUCGGCUGUGGCCCUAGAGCAGAGCAUUGAGUUCAUAAGAGAUUCUCUCAUUUCUUCAGAAGAGGAAGAGGGCUUGGUACGCUGUGUGGAUGGCUCUUCCUCUUCCUUCUGCUCCAAGAAGCCCAUAGUAGGGGUCAUUGGGCCUGGAUCCAGUUCUGUAGCCAUUCAGGUCCAGAACUUGCUCCAGCUUUUCAACAUACCUCAGAUUGCUUACUCGGCAACCAGCAUGGAUCUGAGUGACAAGACUCUUUUCAAGUAUUUCAUGAGGGUUGUGCCUUCAGAUGCUCAGCAGGCAAUGGCUAUGGUGGACAUAGUGAAGAGGUACAACUGGACCUAUGUAUCAGCUGUGCACACAGAAGGAAGCCAGGGCUCCCAAACAGGAUUCUUCUGUGCACUUUACCUAAUGUUCCUGAAUAACAAGAUCAAUGCAUAUCUGGUUUACUAA